This is a messenger RNA of Astyanax mexicanus (Mexican tetra), 3776 nucleotides long. RefSeq names its product valyl-tRNA synthetase 2, mitochondrial (gene vars2). Gene Ontology annotation, molecular function: aminoacyl-tRNA deacylase activity; valine-tRNA ligase activity; ATP binding. The transcript is spliced from 30 exons. Gene Ontology annotation, biological process: valyl-tRNA aminoacylation. The coding region runs from base 335 to 3592 and encodes 1085 amino acids. The record is from RefSeq and is a predicted model, not a curated record. Gene Ontology annotation, cellular component: cytosol. Lineage: Eukaryota; Metazoa; Chordata; Actinopteri; Characiformes; Acestrorhamphidae.
CACCUCUAAAAAAACCCACAUGAAAACAGUAAUAAAUGAGAGUUUUGCGCAUGCGCAGAGCCGCUAAGUAGCACAAAUCGAUGGGUAGCAUAACUCGAUAGAACACCCGGCCGGGGAGCCACUCCAGUCUGCCGCACUGAACUCAGCCUAAACACAUCUAAUUCUAUAUUUUCUGAUUCAUUAUUAGGAGUCUGCGGGGCCGCUCCUGCGUUUCGGUUACAUUCUCUCUCAUGCAGCUUCCUGCUCUUAUUACUGUCAGUGAAUUUACGGAACACAGAGCAGCUUCCAACAUGUCUGCGCCCUGAUACUACAUACAGCACACUGACUGAAGGCAAUGUGGAAGCUCACCUGUGGCAGAUCCCUGGGGGCAGGUAGUAGAAGUGUUACCAGAGCUCGGAGAACAUGGGGGCAAAGGUGCUGCUCUGCAGCAGCUCAGUCUCCACCUUCCUCCUCUUCAAAGCCUUUACAUCCACAGAGAACUCAAUCAGAAAAGGCAAAAAGGAAAAGAAAGAGAGAAGAAGCCAUUCUUCACAGUAAUGUGGAUAACAUUGGUAUGAAAUGGUCAGAAAAAGAGAAGAUAACAUACAGUGCUGCUGUCCUGCCUGGCAAGAAGAAAGAUACCACUGUACCUCUCCCGCAGUCCUACAGCCCAGCAUAUGUUGAGUCCUGCUGGUAUCCGUGGUGGGAGAAACAGGGAUUCUUCAGCCCUGAGAAGCAUAGUGAGCUUCCACAAGCUGUAGACAGAUAUUUCUCCCUCUGUAUUCCACCGCCAAACGUGACUGGCACUCUGCAUCUUGGUCAUGCUCUGACUGUGGCGAUAGAGGACGCUUUAGCUCGCUGGCGGCGAAUGCAAGGCUACAAGGUGUUGUGGGUGCCAGGCUGUGACCAUGCAGGGAUUGCAACACAGUCUGUGGUUGAGAGGAGAUUGCUAAGGGAAGAAGGCAAGCGUCGGCAAGAUUACAGCAGAGAUGAAUUUCUGCAGGAGGUCUGGAGAUGGAAAAAAGAAAAAGGAGAAGAGAUUUAUCAUCAGCUGAAGAAACUUGGCGCUUCGCUGGACUGGAGAAGAGCCUGUUUCACCAUGGACCCGGGUUUUAGCAGUGCUGUGACCGAGGCCUUCGUACGGAUGUGUGAUUCAGGGCUGAUCUAUCGCUCUGAAAGCCUGGUCAACUGGAGCUGUGCACUGGAGUCUGCAAUCUCAGACAUAGAGGUUGACUCAAAGCAGUUGUCUGGCAGGACUCUUCUGUCUGUUCCUGGCUACCAGAAGAAAGUAGAAUUUGGGACAAUGGUUACAUUUGCAUAUCCUCUAGAUGGACAGGAGGGGGAGAUUGCCGUGUCGACCACACGUCCUGAGACUAUGCUGGGUGACGUGGCCGUUGCUGUGCAUCCAGAUGAUACUCGAUAUCAGGCUCUCCAUGGAAAACAGUGCAGACACCCGUUCACCAACAGACUCUUGCCUAUAAUCACAGAUCGUAUGGUGGACAUGGAGUUGGGUACAGGAGCUGUGAAGCUGACCCCUGCUCAUGAUUACACCGACUUCCUGCUCUCUCAAAGGCACUCACUGCCACGCCUGACCGUGAUUGGAGGAGAUGGAACCAUGACCUCGCUUUGUGGUCCCUGGCUUGAGGGAGUUCAGCGAUUUGAGGCCAGGGAGCGAGUGAUUAGUGCACUGAGGGAGAUGAAGCUGUUCAGAGGGAAGAAGGAGCAUCCCAUGUCUUUACCAGUUUGCAGCCGUUCUGGAGAUGUCAUUGAACCCUUGCUGAAGAAACAGUGGUUUGUUCGCUGUGAGAAAAUGGCACAGAAAGCAAUUCAAGCCGUCGACGAGGGAGACCUGGAAAUUAUUCCUCACUUUUACACCAAAACAUGGAAGAACUGGCUCACCAACAUCAGUGAUUGGUGCAUUUCUAGACAACUUUGGUGGGGUCAUCAGAUUCCAGCAUAUCAAGUGACACUGCCAGACUCACACACAGAUACAGAAGAGGAGCGGUGGGUGUGGGGCAGGAGUGAAUCUGAAGCCAGAGAGCGUGCAGCUGCGAAAUUUGGAGUGUCCCCUAAUGCUGUUGUUCUCACACAAGAUCCAGAUGUGUUGGACACGUGGUUCUCUUCAGGUCUUUUCCCCUUUGCUAUGCUGGGCUGGCCUCACCAGACAGAAGACCUGAAGCAGUUCUAUCCCAACACCAUUCUGGAGACUGGAAGUGACCUCAUCUUCUUCUGGGUGGCCAGGAUGGUAAUGCUCGGGACGGAGUUGACCGGCCAGCUGCCCUUUAAACAAGUGCUCUUUCAUUCUCUGGUGAGGGAUAAGCACGGUCGGAAGAUGAGCAAGUCUUUGGGAAAUGUCAUCGACCCUCUGGAUGUAAUCUCAGGUGUCUCUCUGGAGAGACUUCAAGAGAAGGUCACUGAAGGUAACUUGGAUCCGAAGGAGAAAGCUGUUGCUAUGGAAGCACAGAGGAAAGAUUUCCCAAAUGGUAUUCCGGAGUGUGGGACAGAUGCUCUGCGGUUCGCUCUCUGCUCCUACAAAGCCCAGGGAGAAGACAUCAGUCUGUCUGUGUCUCAGGUGCUGAGCUCCAGACACUUCUGUAAUAAGAUGUGGCAGACCGUACGCUUCACUGUGGGAGCUCUGCAGGACCUGGAAGCUCCUCUGACACCGCUACCUGAGACCUUUCCAGUGUCAAGGAUAGACAAGUGGAUCUGUUCUCGUCUGUACAGCGCAGUGGAGCAGUGUGAGAGGGGUUUUGCGAGUUAUGAGCUGCACACAGUCACCUCCGCUCUUCACUCCUUCUGGCUCCACAGCCUCUGUGACGUCUACCUAGAGUGCAUCAAGCCAGUUUUGAAACAGCAGGCCACAGAGAGCGAAGGAGAAAGAGCAGUAGAGAAGCAGGUUGCCACUGCUGUGCUCUAUCACUGUGUGUCCACCUCUCUGUGCCUCCUUUCACCUUUCAUGCCGUUUCUCACUGAGGAGCUUUGGCAAAGAUUGCAGACUGCUGACCUGAUGUGUAAUUCAGCUCAGACCAGCGUGUGUGUGCAGCCCUAUCCGACGUCCUCUCAGCUGGCUCACUGGCAUUUUCCUCAGGAGGAAGCUGAUUUCCCUCUGGUUCAGGAAGUGGUCAGGGUGGCGAGAGCACUGAGAGCCCAGUAUCACAUAACAAAGGAAAGACCAGAUAUGUGGGCAGUGUGCACACCAGACCAGGCUCAAACCCUCCACAGCUUCAGAUCUGCUAUCUGUGUCCUGGGCCGGGUCUCAAACCUGCACCUGUACUGUCCUCAAGAGGGCUCUAAAUCUCUCCCGUUCCACUCCUCCCUGCCCCCACCUGAAAGUAGCCCCUUUUGUGGUGUGGAUGACCAUUCUAUCCAAUUACACCUGGAUAUACAGAACAGUGUUAAUGCUGACAAACAGAUAAUCCACCUGUCCCAGCGCAGAGAAAUGCUUCUCCAUAGACUUCAGCAAUCCCUCUCUCAGACUAGAGUGCCAAACUACACAGAAAAAGUUCCUGAGCAUAUUCAGCAGGAGACUGGAAAUAAGAUUGCAGCUUUGGAGCAGGAGCUGAAGAGCAUAGAGAACCAGCUUCUGGCUUUGGAAUCUAUGAAAAAGAAUUAAAAAAGUUAACCAAGGCUGGAGUUUGGAAAUUAAACAAAAUACUUUGGAAUUUACAGUGAACUUUACUGACUCUUCAAGCAGAAAUAUUAAAUCAUCUUUUGGACCAUAUUAUAAAAGCUGAGGGUUUUGUAUAUAGUGUUUGUCUGUACCAUAAAUGUUAAAAUAAAUUAUACUUAAGAAAUUA